GGUCACAAAAUGUCGUCAUAGGCAAAAAGCCUGAUAUGGACAGUGAUGGUUCAGAGACUGCAGGAACAGUGGAAUAGAGAUUCUAAGGGGAGGCAUUUAUUUGAAGUACCGAGGAAAGCCAGGGAGGACGACAUGAAGGGACAGGAGAGGAGGCGAGGCUAAUAAGACCUUAAAUGUGAUAAUCACACUUUCCUAUUACCAGGAAACUGAAACCGUUGCGCAUGUAUUGCUACAGUGCGAGAGGGACAGAGCAAGACUGCGUUCUAGUAUGAGGGGGAUACAGGACAUCCGUUUAAAGAGUAUAUUGAGUAUAAUCUUAUAUAUAAACCCUACCUGCCAGCAACGGUGCUGGAAAGCUACGGAAGUGGUGCUGGCAGGGUUUAGUUUCUCCACACUCCAGUACAGUAAGUGGAGGUAAUGAAUGCACCAUUACGUUGGAUGCUAACCGCUGAUAAACCCCACCGAAGAAGAAGACGAAUAUUUGGAUGAGGACGCAUGCGGUCACCUUUACAGGAAUAAUUUUGCAAUGAAUUCCAACAUAACGUCAACGGAACCAUCGGACGACUGGGGUGACAUAAGUGAUGCAGAAUUACUCGAUGUACAGUCAGAGCAUCUCGCCCCUCCUGACCGGUCCAGUCCGACUCUCGGUGAGAAUGUUGGUGAUGAUUGUCAGUCCCUUGAAACAGAGAAGAGGAUCGAUUACCUUAUUAAAAAAUGGCCUAACCUCGCUCCCCUGUUCGAGAGGGUGAAGAACCGGAGCGCUGCCUUGUCUGUCCCUAACCAGAGCCCAAUGGAGAGAUUCCUUAAACGUCACCUCAGCAUUACACAGCUAUGUGAGCAGUCUUGGUGUGAGAUCAAAAUGGCCUAUGGGUUCAUUAAGCCUAAAGUAAGGAUGCUAGAGAUGCAAAAUACAGAAGUGACAACUGGGGCCAGUAUUCAUCUCGCCAGAGAACUGGAGGUGAAACCAAAUGUUGUGACUGUGGCUGCUGUCACCAGGGAGGACAGGGAGGCUCUGAAGCUAAUCAACAUGCUACAGAUGGUCCCAGCUUUAGAGGCAGGCCAGCUUGUGCGGGAGUUCCCAGUGUUUGGUGUGUUGGAAGGGAUGUUCUUCAUGGGUGUGGUUGAUGAGCUGUAUCGUAGUGACUCUGGGGAACUGGUCCUGAGUGAACUGAAGACCCGCAGUCACAACUCUCUGCCCCACCCAGCCCAGGCCAAGGGACACGCUCUACAGGUGGGUAUGUACAAGCUCUUGUUUGAUUCCAUGGUAAAGGGUUCUGUGAAGAGGGACCAUCUCCUCCACAACCUUCAGCUGGAUCCUAAUCGGGUCCUUGGAUCAGACCUCCAGACCCACACCCAGUCACUGGGCCUCCAGGCAGUCACGUUCAGAGAGCUCCUUGACCACCUACUGGUCGUCCUUACCUGUUCUAACCUCAAUGCUAUUGACAAGCUACGCCUGGAGUAUAGCCACCAGAGCUCCGGAAAGCUCAUUGGCACCAGGGAGGUAGCGUUUGAGGAAGCCCAGCUUAGGACUAAUAUCAGGGGCUACCUGGCUUACUGGAGGGGCGAGAGGGUGCCCCAGGGAGUGGAAGUGGAGGAGGCCUGGAAGUGCAGGAUGUGUCCCUAUGAGGAGACCUGUGACUGGAGGAGGGAUAGAUCACAAAGGCUAAUGAUGGUGAAUAAGAGAGCCAAGUUGGAGUGUCCUAAGUCAGAUGAUCCCAAGCCGAACGGUUCGAAUUUGAAUGGGUCGAAAUUGGAAGUCGAAUACCGGUAGUUCUCCUGAAUUAAAUAGCCCUAAACAUACAGAACCCCAGGCAUGUCUCCUGUAAUGAUUUUCUGGGUGUAGUGUGAAGUUCAGGAAGGUUCUAUCUAUGCAUCAUUGAAGGUGUAAGCCUAUUAAGCAAUAUUAAAGUCAGGUUUGUUUAGAGCUAAAUUGCCUUCAGAAAGUACACACCCCUCGACUUUUUCCGCAUUCUGUUGUUACAGCCUGAAUUUCAAAUGGAUUAAAUCGAGAUAUUGUGUCACUGAUCUAUACACAAUACCCCAUAAUGCCAAAAAUGAAAAGCUGAAAUGUCUUUAGUCAAUAAGUAUUCAACCCUUUUUAUGGCCUAAAUAAGUUCAGGAGUAAACAUGUGCUUAAUAUGUUACAUAAAUUGCAUGGACUCACUCUGUGUACAAUAGUGUUUAACAUGAUUUAAAAAUUAUUAUCCCAUCUCUACACCAGUGAUUCCCAACCAGAGGUACUAGGACCCCUGGGGGUACUUGGCCGAUCCACAGGGCGUACCUGGGAAGACACACCUGACACCAUAGGCUUACUGCUAAAAAUGCACAUGAGGGGGUACUUCAGGGGUACUCCGGGCAGAGCAAAAUUUAAUUGGUGGUACAGUAACCCGAAAAAGAUUUGGAACCACUGCUGUACACCCCACAUACAAAUACCUGUAAGGUCCCUCAGUCGAGCAGUGCAUUUCAAGCACAGAUUCAACCACAACGACCAGGGGGUUUUCUAAUAGUUCGCAAAGAAGUGGACCUAUUGGUAGAUUGGUAAAAAAGAAAGAGCAUGCAUUGAAUAUCCAUUUGAGUAUGGUGCAGUUAUUAAUUACACUUUGGAUUGUGAAUCAAUACACCCAGUCACUUCAAAGCUACAGGCGCCCUUCCCAACACAGUUGCGGUAAAGGAAGGAAACCGCUCAGGGAUUUCACCAUAAGGCCAAUGGUGACUUUAAAACAGUUAGAGUUUAAUGACUGUGAUAGGAGUUAACUGAGGAUGGAUCAACAACAUUGUAGUUACACCACAAUACGAACCUAAAUGACAGACUGAAAAGAAGGAAGCCUGUACAGAUUUAAAAUAUUUCAAAACAUGCACCCUGUUUGCAAUAAGGCACUAAAGUAAUACUGCAAGAAAUGUGGCAAAGAAAUUAACUUUUUGUCCAGAAUACAAAGUGCUAUGUUUGGGGUAAAUCCAACACAUCACUGAGUAACACUCUUCAUAUGUUCAAGCAUGUUGGUGGCUGCACCAUGUUAUUAGUAUGCUUGUCAUUAGCAAGGACUAAGGAGUUUUUAAAAAUAAAUGGAAUAGAGCACAGGCAAAAUACUUGAGGAAAAUGUGGUCAUCAGCUUUCCAACAGACACCUUUCAGCAGGACAAUAAAAAACACAAUGACAAAUAUACACUGUAGUUGCUUACCAAGGCAACAUUAAAUGUUCCUGAGUGGCCUAGUUACAGUUUUGACUUAAAUUGGCUUGAAAAGCCAUUGAAAGACUUGAAAUGGCUGUUUAGAAAUUAUCAACAACUGGUUUAUGAGCUUGAAGAAUACAUUUUUUUUUAAAGAAUGUGCAAAUAUUGUACAAUCCAGGUGUGCAAAACUCUCAGAGACUUACUCAGAAAGACUCACCGCUGUAAUUGCUGCCAAAGGCGAUUCUAGCAUGUAUUGACUCUGGGUUUCCAUUAAAUAAAAAAGUUCAAUGUCAGUGGAGAGAGCGAAAAAUCAAGAGUAUGUUGUGUAGAUCGUUUGCAAAAAAAUACUAUUAAAUCUGUUUUAAUCUCACUUUGUUACUUUAAAAUGUGGAAAAAGUCUAGGGGUGUGAAUGCUUUCUGAAGGCACUGUAACUACUUCUAAGUGUAUAUUCCUUUUUUAUAACUAUCGAAAUAUAUAUGUUCACUUUUUGUACACUUUUUUUAUACUGGGAAAAAUAUUUGGAAUGCCAUGAAAUGCAAUGCAAUACAUUUAAAGGAUGAAUGAGUGUAAUUUAGUAUGAGAUAUUUUCAAGGAAGCACAAAAUAAAACCAAGCAUGAACUGCUGUUGCCUCCACCAUUCCCUCCACCUGGUGGCUCUAGUGUGUAAAACAUAACUUUAAAAAAUCCAUCAUAAAUCUUAUAAUAUAUGAACUGUUCCCAAAACAGUCAUUUUGAAUGCGAGUUUUUAUUUUUCCUAAUCUGGAAAGUAGGUAUAUUUAAGAUUUGUCUGCCAUAUUGUAGCCUGUAGUAUGCAAUUUGUGUCUUUUAAUCCUGAAAGCGAGUAUCCUGAAAUGAAUCUCUGCAAAUUAGUUUUUUUUUUUAAGUAAAGUUGUUACACAUUUCUAAAUGACGAGGAAAUGCAUUCGAUUUUGUACCUCGAGAUUAUCGCACGCUCUCGAUUGAUAUUACACCCCUUGCGCGAGCCCGCACCUCAUCACGUCGGAAAAUAAAAUUUAAAUCAUGCAGUCAGGAGUAGGAUACGGGUAUCUAUAUACCUACCUAUUGGUAUGUAAAGUGUUUGAGAAACAGGUGGGAAAAUCGUGAAUUCACGAUGAAGGACCGUACACACGAGUUUAGGCUGGUAAGUGAAAUACAUUUUUAACUCUAGCCCACGACAUUUUUUGGAGGUGGCGAGCAUCUUUUUUAGAGUAGAACAAACUCAAAUGUUUUACAUUAAUGUUUUAUAAUUUACAGUAAUUGUAUAACAAUGUGCUGUACAUUUGUGUGUCAGUUUUGUUUAGUCUCAAAGUAAAACUUGUUUCACGCUUCCAUAUGGAAACGCAACGGGUGAGAGGAGGGUGAUUGGCUCCAGACGCUCUCCAGUUGUCCAUUAGUAGCAUAGUUGACUAAAUGGUUCAUAAGCGCGCACGUGAAACAUGAACUUUUUCCAAUGUGAUUGAUGAAUGAAUUUGCUUCUAGUUUCAACCCUAUAGAAACACCAUGUACAGUUGAAGUCGGAAGUUUACAUACACUUUAGCCAAACACAUUUAAACUCAGUUUUUCACAAAUCCUGACAUUUAACCCUAGUAAAAGUUCCCUGUCAUAGGUCAGUUAGGAUCACCACUUUAUUUUAAGAAUGUGAAAUGUCAAAAUAAUAGUAGAUAAUUAUUUAUCAGCAUUUAUUUAUUUCAUCACAUUCCCAGUGGGUCAGAAGUUUACAUACACUCAAUUAGUAUUGGGUAGCAUUGCCUUUAAAUUGUUUAACUUGGGUCAAAUGUUUCGGGUAGCCUUCCACAAGCUUCCCACAAUAAAUUGGGUGAAUUUUGGCCCAAUCCUCCUGACAGAGCAGGAGUAACCGAGUCAGGGUUGUAAGGCCUCCUUGCUCGCACACGCUUUUUCAGAUCUGCCCACACAUUUUCUAUAGGAUUGAGCUCAGGGCUUUGAUAGCCACUUCAAUACCUUGACUUUGUUGUCCUUAAGCCAUUUUGCCACAACUUUGGAAGUGUGCUUAGGGUCAUUGUCCAUUUGGAAGACCCAUUUGCGACCAAGCUUUAACUUCCUGACUGAUGUCUUGAGAUGUUGCUUUAAUAUAUCCACAUAAUUUUCCUACCUCAUGAUGCCAUCUAUUUUGUGAAGUGCAUCAGUCCCUCCUGCAGCAAAGCAUCCCUACAACAUGAUGCUGUCACUCCUGUACGUCACUGUUGGGAUGGUGUUCUGCGGCUUGCAAGCCUCCCCCUUUUUCCUCCAAACAUAACGAUGGUCAUUAUGGCCAAACAGUUCUAUUUUUGUUUCAUCAGACCAGAGGACAUUUCUCCAAAAAGUACGAUCUUUGUCCCCGUGUGCAGUUGCAAACCAUAGUCUGUUUUAUUAUAGUGGUUUUGGAGCAGUGGCUUCUUCCUUGCUGAGCAGCCUUUCAGGUUAUGUCGAUAUAGGACUCGUUUUACUGUGGAUGUAGAUACUUUUGUACCUGUUUCCUCCAGCAUCUUCACAAGGUCCUUUGCUGUUCUGGGAUUGAUUUGCACUUUUCACACCAAAGUACGUUCAUCUCUAGGAGACAGAAGACCUCUCCUACCUGAGCGGUAUGACGGCUACGUGGUCCCGUGGUGUUUAUACUUGCGUACUAUUGUUUGUACAGAUGAGCGUGUUACGUUCAGGCAUUUGGAAAUUGCUCCCAAGGAUGAACCAGACACAUUUUUUUCCCCUGAGGUCUUGGUUGAUUUCUUUUGAUUUUCCCAUGAUGUCAAGCAGAGGCACUGAGUUUGAAGGUAGGCCUUGAAAUACAUCCACAGGUACACCUCCAAUUGACCCAAAUGAUGUCAAUUAGCCUAUCAGAAGUUAUGACAUCAUUUCUGGAAUUUUCCAAGCUGUUGAAAGGCACAGUCAACUUAGUGUAUGUGAACUUCUGACCCACUGGAAUUGUGGUACAGUGAAUUAUAAGUGAAAUAAUCUGUCUGUAAACAAUUGUUGGAAAAAUGACUUGUGUCAUGCACAAAAGUAGAUGUCCUACCCGACUUGCAAAAACAAUAGUUUGUUAACAAGAAAUUUGUGGAGUGGUUGAAAAACAAGUUGGACUUCUGACUUUUUGUAUGAACUAUCACUAUAUGUAAUGCUUUUAUUUUCCACAUUAAAUUACACUAUAUAUUCCACAUACAUUUGAAUAUAUAAUGUAUGUGGACACCC
This is a messenger RNA of Oncorhynchus keta (chum salmon), 6351 nucleotides long. RefSeq names its product exonuclease V-like. Gene Ontology annotation, molecular function: single-stranded DNA 5'-3' DNA exonuclease activity. The record is from RefSeq and is a predicted model, not a curated record. Bases 527 to 1771 code for a protein of 414 amino acids. NCBI's taxonomy places the organism in Eukaryota, Metazoa, Chordata, Actinopteri, Salmoniformes, Salmonidae. Gene Ontology annotation, biological process: interstrand cross-link repair. Gene Ontology annotation, cellular component: nucleus. The transcript has 6 exons.